This is a messenger RNA of Papaver somniferum (opium poppy), 1416 nucleotides long. Its product is annotated as GDSL esterase/lipase At5g55050-like. Lineage: Eukaryota; Viridiplantae; Streptophyta; Magnoliopsida; Ranunculales; Papaveraceae. Gene Ontology annotation, molecular function: hydrolase activity, acting on ester bonds. The transcript has 5 exons. The record is from RefSeq and is a predicted model, not a curated record. The coding region runs from base 199 to 1311 and encodes 370 amino acids.
AUAUUCGGCUUUCACAUACACUCGAAUUCUUAGCUUCAGCUAAUUACUCCAUGCCCAUAAUAAUUCAGUCUCCCAUGGAUGCAAUGUAUAUAUAUAUAGGUGCAUAUAUGCAAUCAUGAAGCACACAGAUAAAAGAGAGCUAGCUAGAGUCUGAGAGAGAUAGAGAGUUACAAUUAAGCUUCAAUACUUGAUUGAGAAAUGGCUUAUUACAACUCUCUUCUCUAUUUCUGUAUUAUCUUCUUCAUAUUCAACUUCAAUACGAUUAUUACACAAGGAAUUGGCCAUGUUCCAGCAGUUAUUGUAUUUGGAGACUCGCUUGUUGAUGUGGGUAACAAUAAUCACUUAGAGUUUUCCAUUCUUAAAUCUAACUAUGCUUAUAAUGGUGUCGAUUAUCCAAAUCGGAAAGCAACUGGAAGGUAUAGCAAUGGAAAGAAUGCUGCUGAUUUCUUUGCUGAGAAUUUAGGAUUAGCGACAUCGCCACCGUAUCUCUCCAUUAAAUCAGCUUCGAACAAGGUCAAGGUGUUGCUCGAUCAGGGUGGAAUCAAUUUUGCAUCAGGCGGAGCCGGAAUCUUCAAUGAAACAUUAAACAAACUAUUUAAACAAUCCAUUUCACUCAACGAACAGAUAUCAAAUUUUAAAACAGUGCACGGAGAGCUGAUGCAACAACUAGGAACCGUUGAAGCGCAAACGUACUUGGCAAAAUCUGUGUUUCUUAUUGCAAUUGGUAGCAACGACAUUCUUGACAAAUUCCAACUUGUUGAUUCGAUCCUGGGAAAAGAACCAGCUGGUGAUCAUCAGUUCAUAAACUCUUUGAUGGUUAUACUGAAAAGCAAAUUGAAGAUGAUUUACAAUCUUGGUGCACGCAAAUUUGCCGUGGUUGGACUCGGUUUGAUAGGGUGUUGUCCAAAACUAAGGAGCGAUAAUCCUAAAGGGGAGUGCAAUGAGCGAGCAAAUUACUGGUCUGUUCAGUACAACAAAGCUGUUAAAUCACUCUUGCAAGAACUCAAAGAAGAGCUUCCGGACAUUCACUAUUCCUUGAUAAACACUUACGAUAUCAUGGUUGAUUUCUUACAACAACCAGCUCAUUAUGGGUUCAAUGAGGUAAAAUCAGCUUGUUGUGGAGGGGGGAAAUUUAGAGCACAAGUUCCAUGCCUAGCACCAAUAGCAGUGUGCUGUAAGAAUAGGAGAGACCAUCUAUUCUGGGAUCUAUACCAUCCAACUGAAGCGGCUGCUAAAAUAAUUAUGAAUGAAUUCUUUAUGGGCACAGAAAAGUAUGUGUACCCUGUUAAUGUAAUGCAAUUACUUGAAUAAAUGGGAUUGACUACUGAUAAAAUGUAAUUCAAUAUACUCAAUGUGAUCAUUUUACAUGUCGAUGAAAAGAAAGAAUAAAGUUUAUAUGGAGACGGAAAGAAUUUA